Molecule: messenger RNA, 1164 nt
Organism: Ostertagia ostertagi
Lineage: Eukaryota; Metazoa; Nematoda; Chromadorea; Rhabditida; Trichostrongylidae
Source: the annotation of a GenBank genome assembly
AUGAUGGGCUACAAUGUCACGAGUGGAAACACCCCCGUCGAAUGGGACGUUCUUUGGACUCAUGAAUAUUCGCUGAAGAACGUCAAGUACACGGAUCCGAUACGAGAAGCGAAGGCUCAUCAGAUAGUCAACCAUAUAGCUGGUUCCGGAUUCUACACUAGCAAGGUAUGGUUGGCAACUUCACAUCGACUUAAAGGCAUACCACAAUCGUUCAAACUUCCGAAGCAGAAGAAAGAACUCCUCACAUAUGCACAUCAACACCCAAACAUCAUGUGGGUUCAAAAGGACAAUUCCCACAGAAACAUCCAAGUGCGAGAACUGAAAACUAUGAAUCUCGAGAAGGAGAACACCUUUGUGCAAGAGUUUGUCAGUAAUCCACUUCUUAUUGACAACCGGUCAGUUUCCGAGAAUUACCAAUUAAGCUUGAUCCAAAGGGUAUUCUUUCGCAGAAAAUUCGACAUCGGAGUUUAUACUGUGAUAACGUCCAUUAAUCCGCUAAGGGUUUACGUCUAUGAAGGAGAUUCACUUCUCAGAUUCUGCGCUGAGGAUUAUUUGCCUUUUGACUCGAGCAGGCUUGACAAGUAUGUCGUCGGUGAUGAUUACACACCAAUCUGGGAGGUAUUUCACAACCAACAGCCGAGGAUGCUUGCUGCGUUCAAGUCGCUGCCCUCAAAAGCAAAUUUCUUUGAGCUCAGUCGUUUCGAUUUCAUAGUCGACGAACAGCUCAACGUCUUCCUCAUGGAGGCUAAUAUGUCACCAAACCUUUCUUCCGAGCAUUUCAGCCAGAAUCAAAUCCUCUACGAACAGGUGCUAUUCAAUGUAUUUUCCCUGAUAGGAAUCGCCUCUUCGUUGACAAAAAAGGCUCGUCAUGAAAUGCUUGAUGGUAAGCUUUCCGUACCGGACAGCGAGAUCUUUUUGCCACUGACCGACUGCAUCGACGGAGGCUGCAAAGCGUGUGACAAAUUGAUAUGCCAGCUUUGCGCACCCUGUAUGAGUUCUACAACGUAUUCCUUUCUAAGGAAAACCUUUCUUGAGCACGUGAAUCGGUGCAGCAUGAAAUUGCUAACAAGCAAUUACGACACUCCGGAGUCAGUAACGAAGGAAGAUCAACUUCUGCGCUUGUGGAAGCAGACGAAGUGCGAAAAAGAUGCGUCAUGGUGCUGA